Messenger RNA from Cryptosporidium ubiquitum, 828 nucleotides. Its product is annotated as SPFH domain band 7 family protein. Gene Ontology annotation, cellular component: membrane; mitochondrion. NCBI's taxonomy places the organism in Eukaryota, Apicomplexa, Conoidasida, Eucoccidiorida, Cryptosporidiidae. The coding region runs from base 1 to 828 and encodes 275 amino acids. The record is from RefSeq and is a predicted model, not a curated record. Gene Ontology annotation, biological process: mitochondrion organization. The transcript has a single exon.
AUGUUAGCUACUUUGGGGAUAAUGUUUGUAGGAACUGGAAGUAUUUUGGCAUCUAAUAGUAUGUAUAAUGUGGAUGCUGGGCAUAGAGCAAUAAAGUUUUCAAGAAUACAUGGGAUCAAGAAAAAAAUCUAUGGAGAAGGGACCCAUUUUAUGUUACCUUGGAUUGAAAGACCAAUAAUUUUUGAUAUAAGGGCAAGACCCAGAGUUGUUGUAUCCCUAACAGGAAGCAAAGAUCUUCAAAUGGUGAAUAUUACAUGUAGAGUUUUAUCCAGGCCUGAUAAGGAGAGGCUAAUAGAAAUAUACAGAAAUAUAGGGUUAGAUCAUGAUGAAAAAAUUCUUCCCUCUAUAAUUAAUGAGGUACUAAAAUCAGUAGUGGCUCAAUACAACGCUUCUCAGCUUCUAACUAUGAGAGAAGACGUGAGCAAAACUAUCCGAGAUUUACUGGUAAAAAGGGCUCAGGAAUUUAAUAUUAUUCUAGACGACGUUUCUUUGACCCAUCUAAGCUUUUCUCAAGAUUAUGAGAAGGCAGUCGAGUCAAAGCAAGUUGCUCAACAACAAGCGGAAAGAGCAAAAUACCUUGUUCUUAAAGCAAAUGAAGAGAAAAAAAGCAUUAUUAUUAAGGCUGAAGGUGAGGCAAAAGCUGCAAAGCUGAUUGGAGAUGCAAUACAUGAGAAUCCUGCAUUUAUUGCUCUUAAGCAGGUGGAAACCUAUAAGGAAAUUUCCAGUAUUUUAGCCAAAUCAACCUCCAAAUCACUCAUAAACCUUUCUUCAUUCUUACCAAAUCUCUCAAAUAGUAAUUCAUCAUCAUCGUCAUCUUACACGAAAUAA